AUGGCGGAUGAGGGAAGUGAGUUAGCGAAGGAGAAGGUAAUCCAUUAGGGGUCGGUUGAAGUACAAUGAUUCGCAUCACUUCACCUGAUUUAGAUUGUGCACAGUCAGGGCAAGCUGCGGUACGGUUUGUGCAAGUUCUACAUCCGAAUGUUCUAAUCUGUUAUUGUAUAAAGUGUGUGCUCUGUGACUGUGCUGAAUGGCACACAGGCAGGCAGUGAAUAAUGCCCAGAGUGAUAGAAUGCCCAUCAUAUGUUCAAUCAGACUGCACCAUAAAUAAAACAUUGCAUACAGUAUAUGUCACCUGUGUGUUAAAGGGACAUUCCAAGAACCAUAACCAAUACAGCCCUCUAUAGUGCUGCUCUACCACUGUAAUUUCAUUUUUAAAUACAGUUGCACAGCUCACUGGCUGCCAGCUGUGACAUCUUAAUUCUCCUUGAAGGAGAAUCCGAUUAGCUCCUCUGAGCUAGAUAGGUCUGUGCAGGAUUGCACUCAUUGGAUGAGAGCGUCAUGGAUCGGUCAUGCUUUAUGCCAUAUGAAGGCAUCUGGCUUCUUCUGCAGGAGGGAAAUCCUGGCACCAUAACAACUACCGCCCUUCUCCGGUCCACUCAGAGCCAGAGAUAAGCCCUGCACCACCACACUCACUUGCUCAAAGGAGAUGGUGCAUUGGAUCUCUAUCCAAUGCACAAUUCCCCCCCCCUCCCUUUCCCCUUUCCCAGCUCAGAGUGCAAAUGGUCCAAUCAAAGGCUUCUUUCUCUAUGAGAACUGUUUGGAUCUCUACAGAGCUCCCAUGAAUUCUUCGCAGCACUGGGAGAAUUUAUUCAUCCAUGAAAUAAUGUUAAAGGGACACUGUAGGCACCCAGACCACUUCAGCUCAUUGAAGUGGUCUGGGUGCUGUGUCCCUUUUGAACUUUGUUGACAUUGCAGCUCUAAGUCUACCAGACAGCCACUAGAAGGCUUCCUGAAUCGAAACAGACCUUUAGUCCAGUAUCUGACGCUGGACGUCCUCACGCUCUGCAUCAGGACCUUCAGCGUCAUUUUUCCCAAUUGGAAAGCAUUGAUUAAUGCUUUUCUUUGGGGAAAAUCCUAACGUGAGUGCGGCCAUUGCCGCACAUGCGGAUUAGGUCUCCCCUGCCACCUUUGGCAGUGGAGGAGCAUGGGUGGAGCCUGACCCAGUCCCGAGGGACAUUGGUGCAGGCUUCAGGUAAGGGAGCAGAGGCACGAGGGAAUGGCUUUGUUUUCCUGGCACUAUAGAUUCCCUUUAAGUCUGGAUCAAGCAUACUAGCAUAUCUUUGAAAUUCCCAUGCGGAAUAAAAAUUGCACUCAGCUGAUGCAUUGAUUGUAAGAGUUUAUCGGCAUUGUCAUCCAAAUAUGGCUGAAAUCAAUGCUGCUAAUGCUGAAAUAGAGAUUUCACUUUUGCAAUAUCAGCACCUGGAGGCUGGGUCCCAGGUGCUUUGAGCUUUGGUUAAACUGGAAAUGUUUUGAUCCAGAAACAGGGAGAGGCAUCUGCUGCCUAAUGGAAUCAUAACUAUUACACUGUAUUGUACCUGGUGCUUAGACAACCCUUUUUAGAGGGCAUAGGCUUUAUUUUCCUAUAUAAACUGAAAAACAUUAAGAUAUUUAUCAAUUAUGAAGAUUAAACAUAAGGAUUGCAGUAGGUAGGGGUCUUUUAGAGACUACUAAACAAUAAAUUGUAUUGUAAAUUAAAAUCCAAAUGGCUAAAUGUAGGCAAAAAUAGCUGGUCUGAAAUUAUCUUUCAAUUUAACUAUAAUCACAGUUUCACUAUUUUAGUUUCCAUUUUUGCAAGGAAUUGAUUUGCUACAAAUCAGAGUUUAGUGAAUAGCCCUGCUAUUCUUCCUCCAUUUAAUAACAAGUCCUAAUCUUUUCUUCCUAGUCCUUUAAAUUAUUGGGAAUUCUUGAUGUUCGAAACACACCAUGUGUCCGAGAAUCCAUACUUUUUGGAUCUGUUGGCUCUUUGGUUAUCGGAGUUGGACACUUUCUGGCAACAA
Pelobates cultripes (western spadefoot toad) is the source of this 2006-nucleotide messenger RNA. The record is from the annotation of a GenBank genome assembly. NCBI's taxonomy places the organism in Eukaryota, Metazoa, Chordata, Amphibia, Anura, Pelobatidae.